Messenger RNA from Cucurbitaria berberidis CBS 394.84, 954 nucleotides. RefSeq lists its product as uncharacterized. Bases 1 to 954 code for a protein of 317 amino acids. The record is from RefSeq and is a predicted model, not a curated record. The transcript is spliced from 3 exons. NCBI's taxonomy places the organism in Eukaryota, Fungi, Ascomycota, Dothideomycetes, Pleosporales, Cucurbitariaceae.
AUGAGUCUCCAAGACGACAGUGACUGGACUGGGAAAACAGGCGCGCCCGUUCCGGACCAGCCUGGCGACACCUUCACCUUUCAAGUUGGCAAUCCUUCGAAAUGCUUCCGAGUUCACAAGAACCUACUCGAGACCGCGUCGUGGAUCUCUAGGCGCAUCAAACAUGCCCAGUUCCAGUCGCUCAUGGAAAGCAUCCUACGAAAGACAUUGGAAGAUCUGAUGAAAAUCAGGCAUGACCUCUCGUGCCAGCCAGGUACAGUGGCUACGGUAUGGGUGUUAAACCAACGGGCUAUCUGGGGACUUUUCAGGUAUUCCCUUCUCAACACGCCCGACGAGCUCCGAUACACAGCUGCGGAUGUAUUUUUGAUUCUCUUGGAUAUACUACGAAUUCCAGACGAUCCCGGUGUACCUCGUAAUGUUUUCACUUCUCAAUACAUCUGGCCCAGACUGGGAGAACUGGAAGACGGGGACAACCCUCCAAAGUUCGCCUCCAUUCUACUCAAAGCUAUUUCAAAUAUAAGGACUCGGUUGCAGCAGUUGGAUCAAAGGGAGCGAGUCUCCGCUGGCCAUCUCGUCCUCCACGAUGACGAUCCCGAAGUCGUAACAAUGUUUAUUCGCGCUCUCUGGUCCAACAACCUUCAGGCUCAAGAACCUAGUGGCCAGCUAAGAGAUCUGUCAUGGUCCGAGCUCGUCAAUUUGCACGCUUUCGCGAAACGUAUGGACGCCGAACUUCUUGUCGAAAGGAUCAAGUUUGAAUUGCAGAGAACCCUUAGCCAGGCACCCAAUACGAUUGCGAUCGAGACCCAUAUGACCCCGACGAUAGAUCAAGAUAUCCGACAGCUCUGCACACUAGAACUUAUGACCCGUAGGUUGCGAAAUGUAGGCAUGACUGAGUUGGAUGACAGUUCAACCGAAGAUUGGGAGAUGAUAGAACAACCCCAGAUGGUUGCAUAG